This is a messenger RNA of Carassius carassius (crucian carp), 2691 nucleotides long. Its product is annotated as RNA demethylase ALKBH5-like. The record is from RefSeq and is a predicted model, not a curated record. Gene Ontology annotation, biological process: mRNA export from nucleus; mRNA processing. Gene Ontology annotation, molecular function: oxidative RNA demethylase activity. NCBI's taxonomy places the organism in Eukaryota, Metazoa, Chordata, Actinopteri, Cypriniformes, Cyprinidae. Bases 528 to 1577 code for a protein of 349 amino acids. Gene Ontology annotation, cellular component: nucleus. The transcript has 4 exons.
UGGCUGCCACUGGACCGCGCAUGCGCAGCUCGCAAAACAGUUUUAGUUCCACGAGUUUAUGCUCUCUCCACGGCUUUUUGGAAUCUUUCAGCAACAUAACUACUUUUUCUCGGAUACAAUAAAAUAGGCUGAUCAGCAGCACGGCGGAUGUAGCGAGCAGAAGGCGUGGGCUUUAAACAGCAUGUAGCAGUAAGCCUAGGUCCACUGGAAGCUAGUGGUGGCGUAACGUUAGCUGUGCUAUGUGCUAAUAUUAUGGCACUGAACGCAGGAAAACGCCGCCUGUGAUUGACAGCCCACUCACUGCUUUGCGUUACCGAUUCGGUUGGGUUGCUCGUGGAAUGGGGCAGUGGAAACUUUGGUUGGUUUAAUUUGCUGAACGGAGGGAAGAGGAAGCAGGCGGCACCGGGCCUUCGUUCACGUCGCGCAAGACUUCAGUGACCGACGCUAAUAUUAUAACAUGGGGACCUGAGGCGAAUUCAGGACAAACAAUAUUUUUACCGCAGUUUUUCCGAACUUUGCUUUUGAAAAUGGCCGGUUUUACGGAUCUACGGGAGAAGCUGAAGUCGAUGACGCCGCACAAGGACAAAGUUUUCGAGUACAGCAGCAACGGCGAGAAGCGCAAGUACCGCGAGUCGGAUGACGACGAGGACGGGGGAGACGCAGAAGCGCGAAAAGUCAAGAGCAGCGUUAAACAAGCGCAUAUCUUCACCGAGGAGGACUGCGUGCGCAUCGAGGCCAAGAUAGACGAGGUGGUCGCCAAGGCAGACAAGGGGCUCUACCGGGAGCACACGGUGGACCGGGCGCCGCUGCGGAACAAGUACUUCUUCGGCGAGGGCUACACGUACGGCUCGCAGCUGGAGAAGCGCGGGCCGGGGCAGGAGCGGCUGUACUCCAGAGGCGAGGUGGACGAGAUACCGGACUGGGUGCACGAGUUGGUCAUCGAUCGCCUCGUGACGCACGGGGUCAUACCGGAGGGCUUCGUUAAUAGCGCCGUGAUAAAUGACUACCAGCCCGGGGGGUGCAUAGUGUCCCACGUGGACCCCAUCCACAUCUUCGAGCGGCCGAUCGUAUCGGUGUCGUUCUUCAGCGACAGCGCGCUCUGCUUCGGCUGCAAGUUCCAGUUCAAGCCCAUCCGUGUGUCCGAGCCGGUGCUCUUCCUGCCCGUCAGACGCGGCAGCGUCACCGUGCUCAGUGGCUAUGCAGCCGAUGACAUCACGCACUGCAUCCGCCCACAGGACAUCAAGGAGAGGAGAGCUGUCAUCAUUCUGAGAAAAACGAGGCCAGAUGCCCCUCGUUUGAACUCCAGUUCACUGAGCCCAUCCAUCCACUCUUCUGAGAGACGACACGUACUCAAAGCCAAGCGCUCGCACCGCAAGGCCGACCCAGAUGCUGCACACAGGCCUCGUAUUUUAGAGAUGGACAAAGAGCUGCAGAGGCGUUCCCUCUCUUCCCGACAGAGACGUCAUGAUGGAGACAGUUCAGAGAACUCCUGGAGGAGAGCUGACAAGAGAGAGCUGGGCUCCCGCUACACACAUGACCACACACCCACUCGACAAGUCAAAAUGAGACGUCACUGAAACACAGUCAGAACUCAAUGCUGAUCUCCUCAAGACGCCUUUACGUUUCCUCAAGGGUACCGGAAGCCAAAAGAGUGACUCAGUAAAAGAGAUGCUUCCGGUGUGGGUGGAUUCAAGGACAUUAGGCAGUGGUUGCUUUACUUAUUAAGAGGCUUUAUCUAUCUAUUCAGACAUAUCAUUAAGAUCCACUAUAUUUCGUUCUGUGUGUUUAAAGGAAACAUGGAAUAAAAAGACAUGUAAGUGGCUAGUUGUAUUCAGUCAUAAUUCAUCAGUUUGCACCCCAGUUAACUUCAUGUGCCAGUGUCAUGCAUAUAUACAUUCACAUAACAAUAUCAAAUAAAAAUGUGUACUGGAGUUUUGAGAACUGCUCCUUUAAACACAAAUAUGGUUGACCUUUGGCUUUAAGAGUUUUGUUGGAUGCAUUUUGGCAAUCAAACUGUUUUUAGGUCAGAAAAAAGUAUGAGGGAAAAUUAAUGGAAAAUUUUAUUAAUGCUGACUAAAGUUAUUUAGUGUGACGAUAAAAUGUUUGAUUUGUAUACAGUGGCUUAUCAGUGCAUUGGACAAUGCACAAUGGCUUUACUAACAAAGACAUGAUCAAAUCUAAAGCCUAGAUUCUUUGAUAUGCUUGACAUGCACAAUAUUAGUUUCUAAAAUGGGAUAAACUGUUACAUUAGUCAUCUCUUUAUUUGUAUGUUCUUUCUGUUCUCAACGCUUCUUUCUUUUUCUCCCCCAUUUAAGGGUGGUGUUGCCAUUAUAAUAACUGAUUUGGUUUGACUCAUUAUAUCUGAAGGAAAGAAUUAAUUCAUGCCAACAUUACAGCGGACAUUAGAGACCUGUAUAAGACUGUCAUAAUGACAGAAGUUCGUGGUUUUUUUUUAAUUAUUAUUAUUUAUUUGUUUCUGAGGUUGAAUGGAUGUGCAGAAAAUGUAGAAGAAAGAAGAUAAAGUGUAAUUCCCAUUGCAGGUGUUUAACAGAAAGUGUAUUUGUCUACAUGAGACUCUAUAUAUACUUUGUAUUUAAAAGGCUGACAGAAGAGACUAUUUUUGUUUAAAUCAAGUGGAAUAGAUCAGACUGCAUAAAAGAUUAAAGGGAGCUGCUCUGUGUGUUCUUGGAA